This is a messenger RNA of Malaclemys terrapin pileata, 4463 nucleotides long. It is a transcript of the gene PTGDR, whose product is annotated as prostaglandin D2 receptor. NCBI's taxonomy places the organism in Eukaryota, Metazoa, Chordata, Testudines, Emydidae. Gene Ontology annotation, molecular function: prostaglandin D receptor activity. Gene Ontology annotation, cellular component: plasma membrane. The transcript has 2 exons. Gene Ontology annotation, biological process: inflammatory response; G protein-coupled receptor signaling pathway; positive regulation of cytosolic calcium ion concentration. The record is from RefSeq and is a predicted model, not a curated record. The coding region runs from base 717 to 1733 and encodes 338 amino acids.
CAAGCGAAAAUGCCUAGUGUCAAGACGGGUCGAAACCUUCCGCGGAGGUGGCAGGCAGCCGAGCAAGCCGCGCAUGCAGGCUGAUUGGAUGGGCGAUUCUCUGCCUGGCGGUCCAGCCCCGUUACUCCGAGCCGCUCGGGAGACAUCCCAGACAACUGGAGAAACAGGGGUAACGGGGGGAGCGGAGGCUGGGAGGCUGCAUCGGGCCAUGGGAGGGAGGGCUGGUUAAGCCUCCCAUGGACCUCCCGGAGUUUUCCCUGGGAUUUCCCGCGGGACCUCGCCCUGAGUCCGAAGGCGGCUGGAGCUGGCCACGCGGCCACGCGUGGUGCCCGUCGCUCCAGCGAGCCGAGGAGACAGAGGAACCGGGGCAGAGCGGCGGCCAGAGACGGAGCCCCGUGGUUCGCCCGCAGCCGGGCGCAGCGGCCGCCUCCCGGGCGGGUCGGAGCCCCAGCGCCUGGGACGCCGCUGCUCUGCCGGGGGCCCGCUAAGGCGCCUGCCCGCCGCCCGAGGCUGCACCUGGCCGCCCCAUCGCUGCGUUUCCCGGACACCGUCCCGCCCCGGCAGCGUGCCCGGCCCCCGCUCCCCAGCCGCCCGGCACCUCGGUCCCCCGCCGCGGGGCUGGGCUUUCCCCUCCCCGUCCCGCGCGGGCUGAGCUCCCGGACCCUCCUCCCCGGGGAUCAGCGCCCCGGCCGGGCCGGGCUCUUCCCUCGCUCCCGAUGGCCGCCGCCGCCGAGUACAGCUGCCGGGACAGCCGCGCCAUCCAGGGCGGCGAGUCGGCGCUGCCCGGCUCGCUGCUGUUCAGCGCCGGGCUGCUGGGGAACCUGCUCGCCCUCUUCCUGCUGGGCCAGCAGCGGCUGCGGCGCGGGCGGCCCCCGCGGGCCUCCGCCUUCUACCUGCUGGUCAGCGGGCUGGCGGUGACCGACCUGCUGGGCAAGUGCCUGCUCAGCCCCAUGGUGCUGGUGGCCUACGCCCGCAACCGGAGCCUGAGCGAGCUGUGGCCGGGCGGCGGGGAGCCGGGCCGCCUGUGCCAGCUCUUCGCCUUCCUCAUGGCCUUCUUCGGGCUGGCGCCCACGCUGCUGCUGCUGGCCAUGGCCCUGGAGUGCUGGCUCUCGCUGGGCCACCCCUACUUCUACCAGCGCCACCUGCGGCGCUGCCGCCGGGCCGCCGCCCUGCUGGCCCCGGCCGCCGCCGCCGCCCUGGGCGCCCUCUUCUGCGCCCUGCCGCUGCUGGGCUUCGGCGCCACCGUGCAGUACUGCCCGGGCACCUGGUGCUUCAUCCGCAUGGCCGGCGGCAGCGCCCCCGCGCGGGGCUACUCCGUGCUCUACGCCAGCCUGCUGGGCGCGCUGGGGCUGGCCAUCGGGCUCUGCAACCUGGCCAGCAUGCGCAGCCUCUACCGCAUGGCCCGCCGCUCCCACCGCCGCAGCGUCCCCACCGCCGGCCGGGCCCCCGCCGGCCCGCGCAUGGAGGAGCUGGAUCAUCUCGUCCUGCUGGCCCUCAUGACCGUCCUCUUCACCGUCUGCUCCCUGCCCCUCAUCAUCCGUGCUUAUGUCGGAGCGUUUGCCACUAACCUUGAUGAAAAGGCAGACCUGACGGCCCUGAGGUUUCUAUCUGUGAACUCCAUCGUGGACCCCUGGGUGUUCAUCAUUUUCAGGACAUCCGUUUUUCGCAAGUUCCUUCAUAGGGUUUGCAGAAGACUGAAUUCUAAAAAAGCCGCGACGCCUCAGCUGUUAUGAACUAGGCACUGAAGCUGCAGCAGUGAAGAGCUUUCUGCUUUCUUUGAUAACUCGAAUCGAAGGAAUAUUGUUCCAGGAAUUGUUUACAUAAUCAAACCGAUCGCACUAAUUAUGCCAAUGUUGUGGCUCUUCUAGAAACACUGUAAGAAAAUAUAAGAAUGUAUUGCGGGGAAGGUUAAGUGCCUUAGCCGUUCUGCUGCGGACAUGCUGCACAGAGAAGAAGCAUUCCUCCGUUAUUGCAUUUUUGCCUUUCCUGGCACAGACUGGAACUGAAAGUUUGUGGUCAUGUGAGUAACAGUGAAUCUUACGAAGUGACAGCGCUCCGCUACCCAGAGAACUUUGUAAAAAGAAUAUGUUUGUGGUAUAAAGUGCUGCUCUCUGAUCUUCGGGCCCGCCCGAUUCACCACUCCUAUCAGAGUACGGCCCCAAUCCUGCAAGAUGGGGCCCGUUGCCUUUGGGGUUUCCCAUUGAUUUCAACAGGCUGCAGGCAGACAGACGUGUCUACCCACAGGGAUCCGCUUGGAGGAUCAAGGCCUAAAUCAGGAAUCACCAAAGUCUGAUAGGGAAAAAUAAAACUCUUCAUUUGAAAAAGAAAUAAAAGCCGUGUGUAGUUUCUUGUAGCUGCCUCCCCACCCCAAUAAAUCGAUCUUGUCAUCCAGUAGCCAGAUAGUAUCCAACGCACAGUACAUACAGCGUCAGACCCAGCAGUAAUGAUUCUAUGGGCUUGUCUGCACUGUCGUGUCAGCUCCAGGUAUAACUCGAGUGCAGCCCCAACUCCACGCGCACACACACAAACCUCUAGCCUGAGCGCUUGAACACAGGCGAGGGGGGGGAGGGCCUGACCCUCCAGUGCUGCUCCCAUUCAAGCUAGUAAUGCCGUGGGGAUUAAGCUAUUAGGGGCUGCUAAUACAAAGGCUCUGUGCUGCUGGAGUGUUGUUUUGCAGUGGGACGGCUCUCGCUGGGGCUAGUAGAUAACGCUCUGCAGUGGAAGACGAGCCCUUUCUCCUGCCUUAGAUUUGCACAGAGAACUCGUUCUGGUGGUAGAGACAAGGGGAGUCCUAUGUGCAGAACUCCUGCAGUACCCGGCCCCAAGGGAACCUGCAGAAAUCUACCCCAUGAGUGUAUCAUAGAAUAUCAGGGUUGGAAGGGACCUCAGGAGGUCAUCUAGUCCAACCCCCUACUCAAAGCAGGACCAAUCCCCAGACAGAUUUUUGCCCCAGAUCCCUAAAUGGCCCCCUUAAGGAUUGAAUUCACAACCCUGGGUUUAGCAGGCCAAUGCUCAAACCACUGAGCUAUCCCAUCCCAUCCCAACCCAACUUAACUUAACUUUGCUCUUCUGAAUAGUCCGUGAAUAAAGUUACGCAGGGAGGUAAAUCUUUGCCAGGUUGGGUCUUAAGACAGUAAUCAGGCUUGCAGUGGAGUUAUGCAUUUACAUUUAUAUACUACAACUGUUCAAGUGCUUUAACUAUUCAUUGGGGACAAACAAAGGCUGAAAAAUAUAUUUUAGAAAGCAACAUCAUGUUGCAUUGUACGGUUUGUUCAAUAAAUUAUUCUUUAGCCAUCAUUGAGAUUUAUACCUAGUUCGUGAUUUCCAUUGUUUGGUAAACAAACAUCACUGAUCUUUUGCUUUAACGAUGGAAGUUUAUUCGACCCGGCUGGGAAUUAUUGUUCUUACCUGAUGCAUUUUAGAGGGGCCCUCUCCAAGGUAUAGUACAACCUUGACAGUUCGGGUCAUAUCAGUCCAAUAGCUAGUUGGCUCACUGCAAUUAUUUUAAUACUAUCUGUUUGGCAAAAUCACCUGAUGAUUACCUGUUCUGUUCAUUCCCUCUGAAGCACCUGGCAUUGGCCGCUGUCGGAAGACAGGAUAUGGGGCUAGAUGGACCUUUGGUCUGACCCAGUAUGGCCAUUCUUAUCUUCUUAAAAUAAGCAGCAAUUUUAUGAGAAAAGGCCCAAAUGUUCAAAAUGGGAGCAGCUGUGAGAACAAAAAGGUCAUUUAAACUGAGGUUUGGUCUCCUCCCGUGUCACAUGUAUAACUGCCAUUAAUCCUGAUGCAAGUUACAUACAUGUAUCAAAGACAGAAACAGCCUUACAGGAAUAUUUAGAACAUGAGACCACACAGGUAUUAUUGUGGUACCUGUCUGGUAAAGGGUGUGUUUCAAUCUGUGUUUACUCGGCUAAUCUAGACACAGGUGCAGUCAGGUUUACUGUCGUAUCAUGUGAUAUUUAUUCUGCUAUAUCUGGGCUGGAGUGAGAGUUUUUACAAGGAAAAAACCUGUGCAAAUAUUUAUUGUGAAACUUUGUACCUUAAGAGAAGAAACUUGAUGUAGCUGUUUCACAACAGGCUGGGGAAGACUUGUCACAUUCCCAUAGUCUACGAAAGAUUGCUCUUGGCGUGCAUUUCAGCAGGAGACUUCCGAGGCCUCCCCUCCACCCCAGGCUGGAAGAAAGUCUAUGUUUGUCUAGGGCCCAGUGAUGAGAUAAUCCAGCCCUGAUGGUGACCCAGCUAGAACCUACCCACACCCCACUGGCGGGUCAGGAAACACUGUUGUAGACAAGCCCUCUUCAGGUGGUACUUUUCCCUCUGAGUAAAUGCUAAACCCGUGCCCCAGAAUAGAGACGGCGAGCCCUAGUGGAUUUAGAAAUGAUUAAAGGAAAUACAUCCACAGUUACAUUAGAUAAGGGAUAUAAACCAUUUUGCUUCAGGGGAUCUGCCAACUACUAAACUGCCUG